This is a messenger RNA of Australozyma saopauloensis, 1581 nucleotides long. It is a transcript of the gene CCT2, whose product is annotated as chaperonin-containing T-complex subunit. Lineage: Eukaryota; Fungi; Ascomycota; Pichiomycetes; Serinales; Metschnikowiaceae. Bases 1 to 1581 code for a protein of 526 amino acids. Gene Ontology annotation, cellular component: chaperonin-containing T-complex; cytosol. Gene Ontology annotation, molecular function: ATP binding; ATP hydrolysis activity; ATP-dependent protein folding chaperone. Gene Ontology annotation, biological process: protein folding. The record is from RefSeq and is a predicted model, not a curated record. The transcript has a single exon.
AUGUCUGUCAACAUCUUCUCAGACCAGGCACGUGAAGAGCGUGCCGAAAAUGCCCGGUUGUCUGCUUUCGUGGGCGCCAUUGCCGUCGGAGACUUGGUCAAGUCCACCCUAGGUCCAAAAGGUAUGGACAAGUUGUUGCAGUCUGCCAGCGAUCCCAACCGGUCGCUUGUGACCAACGACGGUGCCACAAUUCUCAAAUCGAUCCCUCUCGACAAUCCCGCCGCCAAGGUUUUGGUCAACAUUGCCAAGGUUCAGGAUGAUGAGGUUGGAGAUGGAACCACCUCCGUGACCGUUUUGGCCGCUGAGCUUUUGCGGGAGGCCGAAAAGUUGGUGGAGAAGAAAAUCCAUCCGCAGACCAUCAUCGAGGGUUUCCGCAUCGCUCGCACGGCUGCCGUCAAGGCGUUGGAGAACGUAGCUGUAGACAAUGCUAGUAACAAGGAGAAGUUCCGUGCAGACUUGAUCGACAUCGCGCAGACCACCCUUUCGUCCAAGAUCUUGUCUCAGGACAAGGUCCAGUUUUCGGAGUUGGCUGUCUCUGCCGUUUUGCGUUUAAAGGGCAGCACCAACUUGGACCACAUCCAGAUCAUUAAAAAGGUGGGAGGGAGAAUGUCCGACUCCUACUUGGAGGAGGGUUUCCUUUUAGAGAAGCGUUUUGGAAUAAACCAGCCAAAGAAAAUUACCGAUGCCCGUAUCUUGGUGGCUAACACCUCGUUGGAUACCGACAAGGUGAAGAUCUUCGGCGCCAAGUUCAAGGUCGACCUGACCUCGAAGCUUGCUGAUUUGGAACGUGCCGAGAAGGAGAAGAUGAAGGCCAAAAUCGAGAAAAUCAAGAAAUUCGGCAUCAAUGUUUUCAUCAAUAGACAACUCAUCUACGACUACCCAGAACAAUUGUUCACCGAUGCCAAAAUCAACUCCAUCGAACAUGCUGACUUUGACGGUGUGGAAAGAUUGGCUCUUGUGACCGGUGCUGAGGUCGUGUCUACCUUCGACAACCCAGAACAUGUCCGUAUCGGAACUUGUGCUCUGAUCGAAGAGAUUCUCAUUGGAGAGGAUGUUUUCCUUAAAUUCUCUGGUGUUUCUGCUGGUGAAGCCUGUACCAUUGUCUUGCGUGGUGCCACAGAACAAGGUUUGGACGAGGCUGAACGUUCGUUGCAUGAUGCUUUGUCUGUUUUGUCCCAAACUACCAGAGAGACUAGAACUGUCUUGGGUGGUGGAUGCUCGGAGAUGGUGAUGUCCAAGGCUGUGGAUCAAGCUGCUGCAAAUGAAACCGGUAAGAAGUCCUUGGCUAUCGAGGCUUUCGGCCGUGCUUUGCGUGCUUUGCCAACCAUUUUGGCCGACAACGCUGGUUUUGACUCUUCCGACUUGGUCGCCAAGUUGCGUUCUGCUAUCUACAACGGUAUGACCACUUCUGGUUUGGACCUCACAAACGGCAAAGUUGCCGACAUGAGAGACCUCGGAAUCGUGGAGUCUUUCAAAUUGAAAAGAGCUGUCGUUUCCUCCGCCGCCGAGGCUGCAGAAGUCUUGUUGAGAGUUGACAAUAUUCUCAGGGCUAAGCCUAGAACUGCGGACAGAAACCAUUAA